Molecule: messenger RNA, 3339 nt
Organism: Closterium sp. Naga37s-1
Lineage: Eukaryota; Viridiplantae; Streptophyta; Zygnematophyceae; Desmidiales; Closteriaceae
Source: the annotation of a GenBank genome assembly
AUGGAUGAUCUCGCGAGCGUGCUUGCCGCUGCGGGCCUCAAGUCACAAGGCAAGCACACGCCGAUGGUGCCGAAGCGACCCCCAGGGGGAGGCAUGGGCGGAGGCAUGGGGGGAGGGAUGGGAGGAGGCAUGGGGGGAGGCGGAGCACCCAGCUGGGGUGUCGGCGGCGGAGGAAUCGGGGGAGGCCAGAUGGGCGGCAGCGGUGUGGGUUCCGGAUUGGGGGGAGGCACGGGGGGAGGGAUGGGUCGAGGGGUGGCCGGGGGUAUGGGUGGGAGUUCGGCGGGAGGUAUGGGAAAUCUAGGAGGUAUGGGGAAUUUGGGAGGUAUGGGAAACUUGGGGGGUAUGGGGAAUUUGGGAGGCAUGGGAGGAGGAAUGGGAGGAGCAGGAGGAGGCAUGGGAAAUCUAGGAGGUGGGAUGAACAAACCGGCUGCCGGUAUGGGUGGUGGCAUGGGUGGCGGGGGAAGUGGCAGCAUGGGUAGCGGCAUGAGUGCCGGCAUGGGCGGCGCCAUGGGUUCCUUUGGAAAAGGCAUGGCCAGUGGCGGUAGUAGCGGCGGGAGUCGCGGCGCGGGUACCGGCCUUUCCAACAACGCGUUCGCGGGGCUGGGAGUGGCGGAUUUCGGGCUCGGAGGCGGAAGCGGAGCGGGGAGUAAGAGCGGCGCGGGCGCAAGCUCGUCGAGUCGCGGCCAAACCCCCACGAGAUCCGGACAUUCCGGCAGAUCGUCGCCGUCCGUGACCGAGGAUCUCUCGUCAGGCUCUACUGGCGGCGGCGGCGGCGGCGGCGGAGGGGUGGCUGCGACGGCUUCGGCGUUUGACGAGCUGAUGAGCCAGGGGUUCGAGAUGCCGCCUUCGUCGUCGUCCGCGACGUCGUCCGCGAAAGACCGGCGCGAUCCGUCGCCGGUGCCUGCUGCUCACGCGGACGACGAUCUGCUGGCCGGAUUCGGCAGUUCCGCCAAGCCCACGAGCACCGCUGGGGGACUAUUCCCCGAAGAGGGAGGGCCCUCGCCCAUGCCCUCGCACUCCUCCUCCUCUGCUGCGCCCUCUGCUGCUGCUGACCCGUUUGGAGUCGACCCGUUAUUCGGUACAGGUGCCCCUGCCUCUGCUGCUGCUGCUGCUGCUGUUCCCGAUCCUUUUGAUGCGUUUGCCAUGCCUACUGCUGGAAGCGGCUCGGGAGGCUCGGGAUUAGGUAUGGAUGGGGGAGUUCCGACACAGGGCAGCGGUUUGGGAGACCAGGCUUCAGGUCCGGAUAUCGGUCUGGGUGACUUUGAGACGUUCGUGCAGCAGGUUCCCGUACCUGAGGUUCGGGAAGAGCCUCGGGAGGAGGCUCGGAAGGCGAGGAGGGAGGAUAGCGGGGAGGCGAGGGAAAGGGAGAGGGAGAGAGAACAGGCUAAGGAGAGGGAAAGGGAAAGGGAGAAGGAAAUGGAGAGGGAACGACUGAGGGAGAGGGAGGAGCGAGAGAGAGCGAGGAGAGGAAGUGACGGGUCAGCAGGAGGAGCAGGAGGAGCGGGAGCGGCAGGAGUGGGUGGAGAUCGGUGGAUUACGGUUGAUGAGGUUAUUCUUCGAACCAACCCCAGCAGCACCCCUCCUCCGCCCUCCCGCCCACCUCCUGCCACACCCCACCGCCCCCGCUCCAGUGCACCCUCUUAUGCUGCUGCUGGCGGUGGUGGUGCUGGUGGUGGUGGUGGUGAUGGUCCCAUGCCCAGGAAAAUGAGCUUUGAGAAUGCUGGGGAGGGAGGGGCAGCAGGGGCAGGUGGGCGCGGGUCAGGCGGGAGGGGAGGGGAGGAAGCAGGAGGGAGACGGCAGCAGUCGGAGCAGAGAGGGGGAGGGGCAGGUGGAUUGGACGGGUUUGAUGAGUUUGCUGCUGGUGGCAGUGGGAGGGGAGGGGAGGAGGAGGAGGAGAGGGGGGCCCCGCCUAGGAGGCGGAGGGCGGCCAAUGGGGAGUUGCCAGGUGGCGGCUCUUCGAACCUCUCUCGCCCACCCUCCUCUCCUCCUCGCCCCACCCACGUGCAGCAACCAGCGCCGCCAAAGCAGCCUUCUUCAGCCGACGAUUGGGCCGACAUUCUCGGUGUGUUCCUCUCAUUCUUGCAUCCAUCACCACUUCACCAUCAAAAUCCGCAUGUCCCAAUCAUGUUCCCUUCAAUCCCUCAUUCUCUCAAUCCCAUCUGUUCCCUUUCUCUCUCCUUCUCCCUACCUCUGCCCCCACUCCUACUCAUCCGUUUUCCCGUCACGCGUUCCCCUUCACAUGAGCCAGGCGGGGGAGGGGGAGGAGGCGGCGGAGGUGGGGGGGCAGCAGCAGGCGCGCGGGCAGCGGGAGGCAGUCGGCUGGACGAGUUUCAGGAGGUGGAGGGCGAGAGUGAGGAGCGGCGGCAGCUGCGAUACGAACGGUUUCAGCGCCUGCAGGAGAGAGCGGUGAGUGGGGUUGAGGGGCACAGGGAGGGGUGGUUGGGGGGCACAGGGAGGGGUGGUUGGGGGGCACAGGGAGGGGUGGGCCCAUCUCUCCUUCUCAAUACCUCCCAGCUCUCUCUUUCCCCCACCUCCCCCCUUCCAUCAUCUUCCCACCUCUGCUAUCCCCCCCUCCCUCUCUUAAUCUCGUCCACCCUCCCGCACAUUUUUUUUUUUCCGCCCGCCCUUUCCCCACGGUUUCCGUCUCUCUCAUUCAUCGCCCCACAUGCGCUCUUCCUUGCUCCGCCCAACUUCCUCCUUUCUCCCCGCCCCCACCUAGCGUCCUUUCUUCUCGUUCCACUCCUCCACCUCGUCCGCCCCUUUCUCCUCCUCCCUCCCGUCUCCUUACCGACCCCCCUUCCUCCUGUGCACCCUUUAACCCACCCCACCCCCCCUCUUCCCCCGUCCGCUCUCCCCCCUCCUUCCCCCCCGUCCGCCCUUCCCCCCUCCCUUCCCCCCGUCCGCCCUUCCCCCCUCCCUUCCCCCCGUCCGCCCUCCCCCCUCUCCACCAACUGCACCCCGUGGCAGGCAGCAGCGUUGGAUGAGAAGAAGAAGCGAGACAUGGACGUUCUCAAGGAGCAGGAGGACCGACACAAAGCGGGGGAGAUGUUGGAUUUCGAGAUCAAGCGGUGGGCGGCGGGCAAGGAGGGCAACCUGCGUGCUCUCCUCUCCACAUUGCAGUUUGUGCUCUGGCCGGAGUGCAAGUGGGAGCCUGUGGCGCUCACAGACAUCAUCAGUGCGGCAGCAGUGAAGAAGUCGUACCGCAAGGCAGCGCUGUGUGUGCAUCCGGACAAGGUGCAGCAGAAGGGCGCCACAGUGCAGCAAAAGUACAUUGCUGAGGAGGUGUUCGACCUGCUCAAGGAGGCGUUCAACAAGUUCAAUUCCGAGGAGCUGUUUUAA